Messenger RNA from Hevea brasiliensis (rubber tree), 4558 nucleotides. Its product is annotated as mediator of RNA polymerase II transcription subunit 15a. The record is from RefSeq and is a predicted model, not a curated record. The transcript is spliced from 12 exons. Gene Ontology annotation, biological process: regulation of DNA-templated transcription. Bases 199 to 4227 code for a protein of 1342 amino acids. Gene Ontology annotation, molecular function: chromatin DNA binding; transcription coactivator activity. NCBI's taxonomy places the organism in Eukaryota, Viridiplantae, Streptophyta, Magnoliopsida, Malpighiales, Euphorbiaceae.
UUUCUUUGAAUUCCAAUCUGUGUCUUUUUCUCUCUCUCUCGCUCGUUUGCUAUCUCUCUCCUCUCUUCUGCAGUUCUCUUCUGCUGCAUAUUUUCAAGUCCGCCUGAUAACGAACGAAAGAAACAGCAAGCAAAUCAGCGAGAAAAGGGUUCCAAUCUCAAGUGUUAGCAGCGGUUUAUUUUUCUUGGUUGGAAUCUGAUGGAGAACACUAACUGGAGACCUAAUGCCCAAGGUGGAGAACCUGCAAUUGACACCGGUGAUUGGAGAGCUCAAUUACAGCCUGAUUCACGACAUAGAAUUGUCAACAAAAUAAUGGAGACAUUAAAAAGACAAGUUCCAUUUUCUGGACAAGAGGGAUUAGAGGAACUCAAGAUAAUUGCUAUUCGGUUUGAAGAAAAGAUUUACACUGCUGCCAUAAGCCAGUCGGAUUAUCUACGGAAAAUAUCUUUGAAGAUGCUUACACUAGAGUCCAAGUCCCAAAAGCCAGUGCCUAAUCCUUUGCCUCCCAACCCACCUGGCAAUAACAACAGACCUUCUGAUCCAGGAGCAUCUCAUAGUAUGCAGCCCCAAGUUCAAAAUCAAGGGCAGUCACUUCCUAUCCCAAUGCAAGCGAACCAGUCUCAAACGCGUCAGCAAUUGUUAUCCCAGACCAUUCAGAAUAAUAUGACAUCUACUGGGUUUCAAAGUUCUGCCAGUUUAACAUCUGCACUACCCCCCGUUUCUGGUUUAACACAGAAUUCUAUCCCCAGUGUUGUUGGUCAGAAUCCUAACAUUCAGAAUAUUUCUGGAGUUCCACAGAGCACAGCAGGGAAUUCAAUGGGACAAGGGGUGCCCUCCAAUAUUUUUGCCAAUUCUCAGAGACAAAUGCCAGGAAGGCAACAGGUUGUUCCCCAACAGCAGCAGCAGCAAUCCCAAAAUCCUCAGCAGUAUCUUUAUCAGCAGCAAUUACAACUCAUGAAGCAGAAGUACCAGAACGGAAAUUUACCACAUUCACUUGUGCAAUCUCAAAUCCAACAACAGCAACAGCAGCAGCAGCAAAACCUUUUACAGCCAACUCAGUUGCAAUCUUCUCAGCAAUCAAGUAUGCAAACAUCAUCUGUUAUGCAGCCAUCUAUGAUGCAAUCAGUAAUUUCUGGUCUUCAACAGGGUCAGCCUCCUCCUGUUCAACAAUCAACACAAUCCAUGCUUCAACAACAUCCACAAUCAGUCCUCAGGCAGCAACAGCUGCAACAGGCUUCUAGCAUUCAUCAACAGCAAACAUCAAUGAUGCAGCAGCAACUGUUGCCUGCCCAGCAGCAGCAGCAACAAUUAGUGAGCCAGCAACCAAAUGUCACCAAUAUGCAGCAAAAUCAGUUAAUUGGACAGCAAAACAAUCUUGGAGACAUGCAGCAGCAGAGAUUGCUCGGCCAGCAGAAUAACAUUCAAAAUCUGCAGCAGCAGCAGCAGCAGCAGCAGCAGCAAUUAAUGACUCAGCAAAAUAACCUCUUGAGUAUGCAUCAACAGCAAUUAGGCUCUCAAAGUAAUGUCUCUGGUUUACAGCAUCAGCAACAGCAGCAGCUGCUUGGAACCCAGCCUGCCAACUCAAGCAUGCAAACUAAUCAGCACUCUGUACACAUGCUGCAACAGCCCAAGGUUCCAUUGCAGCAGGAAACUGCAACUAAUUUGUUGCCAACUCAAGGCCAGCAGUCACAAUCACAGCUUCCACAGCAGCAAUUGAUGUCACAGAUUCAAUCACAGCCAACACAGUUACAACAACAGCUGGGUUUGCAACAGCAGUCUAAUCCUUUACAACGAGAUUUGCAGCCAAGGCUCCAAGCAUCAAGUCAAGCACCAGCUUCCUUGCUUCAACAGCAGAAUUUAAUUGAUCAACAAAAGCAAUUGUAUCAAUCACAAAGGCCUCUCCCAGAGACAUCAUCAACAUCCGUUGAUUCGACGGCACAAACCAGACAUGCAAACGGAGGUGAUUGGCAAGAGGAAGUCUACCAAAAGAUCAAAGGCAUGAAGGAAAUGUACUUGCCUGAACUAAAUGAAAUGUACCAGAAAAUUGCCACAAAGUUACAGCAGCAUGAUUCUCUUCCACAACAACCCAAGUCAGAGCAGCUCGAGAAGCUAAAAAUAUUUAAGACCAUGUUAGAGCGCAUAAUAUCAUUCUUACAGGUUUCAAAAAAUAAUAUUUUGCCUGGUUUUAAGGAGAAAUUGGGUUCCUAUGAGAAGCAGAUUAUAAAUUUUAUAAACACCAAUAGACCCAGGAAGCCCCUUCAACAAGGACAACUUCCCCAGCCUCAUAUCCAGCAACCACAAUCUCAAGUUACUCAAGUGCAGUCUCAUGAAAAUCAAAUGAACCCCCAAAUGCAAUCAAUGAAUUUGCAAGGGUCUAUGCCAACAAUGCAGCAGAACAAUAUGUCAAGUUUGCAGCAUAAUUCUGUGUCUUCUUUAUCGGGUUCUGCAUCACAGCAAAACAUGAUGAAUUCCCUGCAGCCAGCUUCCAAUUUAGAUUCAGGCCAAGGAAAUGCAAUGAGCUCAUUGCAGCAUGCAGCAGUAGGCUCUCUCCAACAGAUUCCUGUGAGCACUACCCAACAGGCCAAUAUUAACAAUUUUUCAUCACAGAGUGGGGUAAAUAUGUUGCAGCCAAAUGUUCCCCUUCAGUCGAAUCCCAAUAUGCUUCAACAUCAGCAUCUGAAACAACAAGAACUGCUGCAGACUCAGCAGCUGAAACAACAAUUUCAACAGCGCCAACAGUUAAUGCAGAAGCAGCAGUUACUACAGCAGCAGCAGGCAAAGCAGCAGUUGCCUGCACAAAUGCAGGUACACCAAAUGCCACAGUUACAUCAGAUGAAUGAUGUCAAUGAGCUUAAGAUCAGACAAGGGAUGGGUGUUAAGCCGGGUGUCUUUCAGCAACAUCUCUCUGCAGGUCAGCGCACAGCUUAUCCCCAUCAACAGAUGAAAUCAGGAUCUUCAUUUCCUAUUUCUUCACCUCAGCUGCUUCAGGCUGCUUCCCCUCAGUUAUCGCAGCACUCUUCUCCUCAAGUUGAUCAGCAAAAUCUGUUGUCAUCUCUAACAAAAACAGGAACCCCUUUGCAGUCUGCUAAUUCUCCUUUUGUUGUACCAUCUCCUUCAACUCCUUUAGCCCCAUCCCCUAUGCCAGGUGAUUUUGAGAAACCAGUAUCUGGUAUUUCCUCACUUUCAAAUGCUGGAAAUAUUGGACAGCAACAAAUUGGUGCUCAAGCACCAGCUCCAUCCCUUGCAAUUGGCACUCCUGGGAUAUCGGCCUCACCUUUGCUUGCAGAGUUUACCGGUUCUGAUGGUGCACAUGGAAAUGCUUUAACUACUGCUUCUGGCAAGUCAAGUGUCACAGAGCAACCUCUUGAGCGCUUGAUUAAAGCGGUUAAGUCUAUGUCCCCUAAAGCACUGAGUGCCUCUGUCACUGACAUUGGCUCAGUUGUCAGUAUGAUUGACAGAAUUGCAGGAUCAGCCCCAGGUAAUGGAUCUAGAGCUGCAGUGGGUGAGGAUUUGGUAGCAAUGACAAAUUGUCGGCUUCAGGCAAGAAAUCUUACCAUCCAAGAUGGAAUGACUGGGACAAGGAAAAUUAGGCGAUAUACAAGUGCCAUGCCCUUGAAUAUUGGAUCAUCAGCUAGUAGCAUAAGUGACAGUUUUAAGCAGUUGAAUGGUCCAGAGACAUCUGAUUUGGAGUCUACUGCAACAUCAAGUGUCAAGAGGCCAAAAAUUGAGGCUAAUCAUGCUCUUUUGGAAGAGAUACGGGAAAUAAAUCAACGACUUAUAGACACUGUGGUUGAUAUUAGUGAGGAAGAUGUUGAUCCAACUGCUGCAGCUUCUGCUACAGAAGGGGGUGAAGGAACCAUUGUUAAGUGUUCUUUCAGUGCUGUAGCUCUUAGUCCAAACUUGAAAUCACAGUACACUUCAGCACAAAUGUCACCAAUUCAGCCCCUUAGAUUGCUCGUGCCUACAAAUUAUCCUAAUUGCUCCCCAAUACUAUUGGACAAGUUACCAGUUGAAAUCAGUAAGGAAUACAAGGAUCUUUCAACGAAGGCUAAGUCAAGGUUUAGCAUUUCUCUCCGUAGCCUUUCACAACCCAUGUCACUUGGGGAAAUUGCAAGGACAUGGGAUGUUUGUGCCCGGGCAGUUAUUUCCGAGCAUGCCCAGCAGAGUGGUGGAGGAAGCUUCAGCUCAAAAUAUGGAACAUGGGAAAACUGCUUGAGCGCAGCAUGAUUCCUUUUUAAAAGCUAAAGAAGCUGUCAAUGUGAUUAUUUUGCUGGUGCUGCCAUGAUGACCAAACAAGCAGGUUUGCAAGUAUAGACGAUCAUCCUGAAGACUCCUGGAGCAUUUCCUAAAUGUGUGUAUAUAUAUAUAUAUAUAUAUAUAUAUAUAUAUAUAUAUAUAUAUAUAUGCUGGAAUAAUCUUUAUAUGUUGUUUUUAAUAUGAUAAGUUCUAUUUUGAAUGGAUUGAAUGGAUUGUUUAACCAAACAGUAUAUUUGUCGCCUGAUUAACGCUGAAUCAACUGUUAAGGCAAUUGAGAAAUGAUUUUGUUUUUCUGUGACAA